This is a messenger RNA of Racocetra persica, 348 nucleotides long. The record is from the annotation of a GenBank genome assembly. NCBI's taxonomy places the organism in Eukaryota, Fungi, Glomeromycota, Glomeromycetes, Diversisporales, Gigasporaceae.
AUGAAUUCGAUAAUAGCUUUCGAAAAUUGCGAACAAAUUAAGGAUAGUUACAUAAAUCCAAAAGAUAUUGAAAUUAAUGAUUUCUCAGAUAACGAAAGCGAAAAUACAAGUAGUAUAGAUAUGGUCGAUAAUAAUGUAGUUAAUAAACUUCAUAAACCAGAAACACCUAAUACAAAUACUAAUCAGGAAGAAGAUAGUAUAGCUAAUCAAUCAUUUUCAUCUGAGAGUACUGUUAAACGAGAUAUUAAUCAAGAUACUUACAAAAUGCUGUUAGAAAAUGAAAUACACGUAACUAAAAAAUCAGUUGCUCCUCUUUUUGAACCUGUAUUAAACUUUAUUACCAUUUGA